AUGGAGAUGCUGCAUGCUGCUGCCUACCGAGACCAACUGUCCCGCACUCUAACGACAACACUCCUGAACCAUCGAUACGAGCUUCUGCCAGGCGACUUCAGCCGCUUAUACCGCAUGCAUUAUCGUCAAACAUACAACAUUGACGUCUCCGUAACACCCGAGCAGAAUAUCCACAACUGGCUUCAACCUCACAGCCCACACUACCGAAAGGAGUUGGCAGAGUGCAUAUUCUACUACGCAGCUCGCAUUGAACGCGAGGACAGGUUCAAAGUCUGCCUCGCGACGCACGAGAUGAGGGAUGCAUCGUGGAAGUACUGUCAUCAGAAACAACUCAUCAUCGAUGGGACAUUCGGUGUAUGCACGUCACGUCUACUACUUUGGAUCGCCAUGGGAGUGGACGAUGCAAACCGAGGGAUACCCGUCGCCCUUUUUCUGUUCUCAGCACCCACUGGCAAUCACGCGACACAUGCCGGAUACGACACGCAGAUCCUCACAGAACUGCUUGGGCAAUGGGCAGGAUGGCUUGGUUCUCCGGAUCGGCCAUUUGAGCCAUUCGUCGCAAUCACCGACACCGAUACCAAGGAGCGGGGGGCAUUGGUCGCGGUCUGGCCCAGUAUCAUACUCUUGCUCUUGGAUCAACGACUGCAUGCACUUGAAGAAAGUCUCCUACAGACAGUCGAAUACGAUGAUGCAUUGAGACUGAUCAACGAAACAGAGGCGACGUUCAAGGCCCUUGUCACCGAUGCUGAAGCCCAGAAGGCAGCAGACACUGUCGUAGAGUUUGUCAGUUACCUGCGCGCGACAUGGAUGCCAUACGCACUUUGGCGAAGCUGGGCGAAGAGGGGGAAAGAAGAUGCAGCAAAACGCAUGAACGUUCAGAUAGCAGCCAUUCUCCCCACGACAAACCACCUCGAGUCGUUCAAUGGCAGUCUGAAGCGGAAAUACAUUCCACAGUGGCAACACUCUGGCCACCGGCUUCGCUUGGAUGUUCUGCUUGUCUGCAUGAGCCUUGACAUCAUGCCCCGAGUCUAUGCACGACAACGCAUGCUCUCGCAGUUCGAAGUAUGGAAGAAGGACCGGUUCGAGAUCGCUGCAGGAGGUGUUCCGAUCCAGCGCGCGAGUAGAAUGCACAAUCUUGCUGGUCCUGCGGGGCAAGGGUCAGUGCAUGCCUACACAUGGUACGAGGAAGACGAACGACGAGACCAGGAGGCGUACCAGAUCUACCAUCGCCAAUCCCUUCGAGCUAUUCCUGCUCGCCGACCUUACGAACUUUGGGCGACUUGCGAUUCAUCCCGAAAUGCAUUACCUAACCAAACACCGAUCCGAUACUGGCUCACAAUCCACCCAUCCGGGUCGGCGACGUGCACAUGUAUGGACUGGUUGAAGCGCGGAGGGGCCUGCAAACAUCUCCGCGCCUUCAAGCUCCUCGUCGAGGCAUGGGGCCGGCGCAACGAGCUAGACAUCUCGUACGUCUUUCCGAAAUCCUUGGAACAGGCGCGAGCCAUCGAUCAGCAGAACAGGCUAUGGUAUGGAGCGCAGUACUCACAAGCAGUGACGUCGACAGGCUCCGAGCCUGUCGCUAUGCCCGAAGAUGAAGGUGAUCCGGGGGGCCUGCCUCCCCAUAUGCGAGUCGUAACACUGGCGGAGUCGGCGUCGCAAGGAUGGGAUGUGGCCGUUGCGUAUGGUGCCAUACUGCCACCACCAUUGGUACAAGACCAAGCGGCUUCCCUUCUCGAUGCAGCAGAGCUCCAACAUUUGGCGAACGACGUGGAAGAAGUAAGCCCAAUCGACACAGACGGCGAGCCCAUGGCGGGGUCGGAGGCGAGGCGAGGCGAGGCUGCCACCACCAAUGUUCACGAGUUGGCGCAGCUACGAUGGAACCAAGAGGCUAUAAGUGCACAGGUUCAGAUUCAACUGGAACAUGGUGUAGCCGAAGUCCUACCUUUCCUUCAUGGCAUACACAACACUCUGAAGGACGCACCGGAUCCCCUUAGGCCGUCAUCUGAUAUACUGGAAUUAUAUCAUUUGCUCGGCCAGCUCAAAGACGGACUGGAACCUCAUGUGCAACAGGCAAUGAGUGACACACCACAAACACCUAUACUGAGCACUGCAGGUCGUGUUCAAGCCAAGGCCAAGAGCAUGUCGGGACCGCGCGAGGAUGGAGAGCAAGUGGAGCGCGCGAUCUCGACGGGGCGUCAGGUCAUCGUCGAGAACGAAGAGUAG
Molecule: messenger RNA, 2223 nt
Organism: Fomitopsis serialis
Lineage: Eukaryota; Fungi; Basidiomycota; Agaricomycetes; Polyporales; Fomitopsidaceae
Exons: 6
Coding region: 1-2223 (740 amino acids)
Molecular function (GO): zinc ion binding
Source: RefSeq, a predicted model, not a curated record